AUGGAGGAGGAGGACCUAAGUGAAAGAGGAUUGCCGCAAAUUGCUUCAAUCAUGAAUAGAGUUAGAGACUUGAAAAAUAAAUACAGAAAUGAAGACAAUAUCACAGAUGAACUCAACUAUACUAAAAUCUCAUCUGAUACAACAGAUAACUCUGGAACUGUUAAUCAAAUAAUGAUGACAACAAAUAAUCCGGAGGAUUGGCUGUGUUUUUUGCUCAGGCUAGAGAAAAAGGGUAUUCCUCAGAUGGAUGUUAGCCUACUGAACAGGCUCAUUGGUCGUUACAGUCAAGCAGUGACUGCGUUACCUGCAGAAAAGCAUAGUCAAGAUGAGAGCUAUGCUCGCAUCCUUGUGAGAUUUGCUGAGUUGAAAGCUCUUCAAGAUCCAGAGGAGGCACGGGACCAAUUUCAUCUAGCCAGACUGAACUGCAAGAAAUUUGCUUUUGUGCAUGUGGCUUUUGCGCAGUUUGAACUAUCACAAGGAAAUGUGAAGAAGUGUAAGCAGCUCCUUCAGAAAGCUGUGGAGUGCUCUGCUGUUCCACUAGAAAUGCUGGAAACUGCUCUACGAAACUUUAAUUCCCAAAAAAAGCAGUUGCUUUCAGAUGAGGAGAAAGAGAACUUACUAGUAUCGAGUACACAAGAGUCUGGACUUCAGAGCAUAGCUGGAAAUCACAGAGGCAUAAAAAGGAAUGACUCUGGUGAAAAUUCUUCUUCUGUUACCAGACUUUUUCUUGGAGAGGAGAAGUCACAGGAACUUGAUGCUCUAGUUAAUUACCAGAAUCCAUUAAGACCACUAAACAAAUCUAACCAGGCCUGCCCCUUUGGGAGGGUUCCUGUUAAACUAGUAGCUGAUGCUGGUGAUGAUGUGAAGAUGACUGAUAUCCCCCUUACAGCUAGUGUUUUGAAGAGGCAAAUAUCCAGCUCCAAAUGUACAGCCUUCAUUGCACCUUUUCCACCAUCAGAACCAAAAUCUGGUGGGGGUGAUUCAUAUGACCUGGGAGACUUACAGUCCUUACAAGAAAAAAAUUAUUUCCAAUUGCAGCUGUUGGAUGAGAACAGCUUAGAAACAGCUACCAAUUCAAGCAUAACUCUCAAAACCAAAAUGGAUACAAGUCUUACGAUGAAAAGAGAAG
Messenger RNA from Pterocles gutturalis (yellow-throated sandgrouse), 1129 nucleotides. RefSeq names its product dual specificity protein kinase TTK-like. Gene Ontology annotation, cellular component: spindle; nucleus; kinetochore. The record is from RefSeq and is a predicted model, not a curated record. Gene Ontology annotation, biological process: chromosome segregation; mitotic spindle assembly checkpoint signaling; meiotic spindle assembly checkpoint signaling. The transcript has 9 exons. NCBI's taxonomy places the organism in Eukaryota, Metazoa, Chordata, Aves, Pterocliformes, Pteroclidae. Gene Ontology annotation, molecular function: protein serine/threonine kinase activity; protein serine/threonine/tyrosine kinase activity; protein binding. The annotation marks the transcript as partial.